Molecule: messenger RNA, 2774 nt
Organism: Xenia sp. Carnegie-2017
Lineage: Eukaryota; Metazoa; Cnidaria; Anthozoa; Malacalcyonacea; Xeniidae
Product: protein O-linked-mannose beta-1,2-N-acetylglucosaminyltransferase 1-like
Exons: 10
Coding region: 90-1994 (634 amino acids)
Biological process (GO): protein O-linked glycosylation via N-acetylgalactosamine
Cellular component (GO): Golgi membrane
Molecular function (GO): beta-1,3-galactosyl-O-glycosyl-glycoprotein beta-1,3-N-acetylglucosaminyltransferase activity
Source: RefSeq, a predicted model, not a curated record
AAUAUAUUUUAAUAUUGCACCCACUGCGCUUGAAUUAUUCUUGCAUUGACGUGUCUCAUAACACAGGAAAUUUUGUACUGUAAACCACUAUGUCUUGGACGCCAAAUCCGAACGCUAAACAGAUUUAUCCCACAAAUAUUUCCCAUAAAUUUAACAUACGUUGUUUUACACGAGCUUGGAAUUUUUGCCUGAAGAGAUCAAUAAGGAAAUGUUUCAAAUGGCUGCUCGUGUUCAUUUUGAUUUUAACAAUAAUGGUGAAUGUCGUAUUUGUUAUGAACAUUAAACCCAAGCACAGAAAUGAUCUAUACGGACUUCCAAAGAAUGGACAGUUUGAAGAGAAGAGAGUCAUUAAUAUGGAUGAGGAAGAUUGUUGUAAGAUAAUCAACAUUGAAGUUCACUCCAGUAAAGAUAAUGUAUAUGUAUUAGUGAAUGGAACAAAGGUUAUGGAAGAAGAGACCUAUACAAAUGCUGCACGUAGUAGAGGUAUCCAUGUCACUGUUCUUCAUCAAUCAACAGGAGCAAUGAUGGCAACGAAAGUAUUUGAUACAUCUAGGUCGAAACAAGAGAGUGCUAACUUGGUUCUUUUUUUAAAUAUGAUUUCUGAUGGACGAAUUAUGUGUUUUGCAGUAAAGGAUGAAGCUACAUUUAAAUUAAAGGAAACUGCUCGAAAUUUGCUUAAAAGUUUUGGUAGUGUUUAUGUUGAUGAACUAAAAUGGCGGGAUAGCUGGUCAUUUAUCGUCACAAAACGUGGCCAGAACUACUCAGAGAAACAUCAUCACACAGCAGACAGAGCGAACUGGGGUGAGCCUGUCACUGCUCGUGCUACAGUUCCCCUUGUUCCUGCUAAACAAUCUCAAUGUGCUUGGGAUGACAGUGAAGAGUCAAAGCGAAGAAGAACGUUUUGUGAUAGGUUCGAAGGCUAUGGAAGUUUAUGCAGUUGCAAUAAUCCUGCUCCAAUUGAAAUUAAAACAACACCAUUAAAGUUAGAAAAUAUUCAAGACAUUCCUGUUGCUGUGAUUGCUAGUAACAGGCCAUAUUAUCUUCAUCGUGGCUUACGUUCAAUGUUGUCUGCUCAUGGAGCAAAGAAGGAGUUAUUUACUGUAUUUAUUGAUGGUUUCUUUGAAGAACCAGCUGCUGUGGUAAGGCUAUAUGAUGUGAAAGUCGUACAGCAUAUUCCUAUAAGUUGUAAGAACGCUAGAAUAUCACAGCAUUACAAGCGAACACUGACAGAGACGUUUAAUGCUUAUCCCAAUGCUCGUUAUAUGAUUAUUUUGGAAGAAGAUUUAGACGUAUCUGUGGACAUAUUUAUUUAUUUUAAUCAAUUGUUGCCUUUAAUGGAUACAGAUGAAAGUUUGUACUGCAUAUCGGCGUGGAAUGAUCAGGGUUACAAUCACACGUGUAAUGAUCCUGCUAUGUUAUAUCGUGUAGAAACAAUGCCAGGUUUAGGAUGGUUACUAAAACGACGUCUUUAUAAAGAUGAACUUGAGCCAAAAUGGCCCAAACCUGAUAAUUUUAUAGAUUGGGAUAUAUGGAUGAGGAAUGACAGGAUCAAGAAGGGACGUGAGUGUAUAAUUCCGGAUAUUUCAAGAACGUACCAUUUUGGCGCUAAAGGCCAGCAUAUAAAUGUUAUCAUUCAAGAAUCUCUUUACAAGACACGCAGUUUAAAUAAUGUCGCUAACGUUAAAUUUAAUGUUAGUUUGCUAUCAAACAAGAAUUAUGAAAAUGAGAUCGAACGGUUGACCAGGUUGGCUGAGCCGUUGGAUCACAGUAAAAAUCCUUGUAAGAACAAGGACGAUUUUGUUCCAGAGACAUCCGGUAAAACGUAUAUAUUUUACAUUGAAAUGAAACAUGCUAAAGACUGGACAACAUGGAAUAAUAUAGCGAGAUGUUUACGAAUCUGGUACUCAGAUGCUCGAGGAUUUCAUAAAAGGUAUGAUGCAAGGAAAAAGGGUUUGGUCUUUGGAUACAUUGCAAAGCUCCUUUUUGACCUCUAAGUCCUUUUCGUUGAGUCGCAGUGUCAAGAAGAAAGUUACCCUUCUUUGAAUAUGUAUUUGUUAAUAUAAUGAUUAGAUAGCUAGCAUGCAUGAAAACUUUCACUCAAAGCUUCCACUUGAAAAAAUGAAGACCAUGAGAUAAACAAGCAAUAAAGAGACGAAUAAUUUAUGGCUACUGUCUUUGAAUGUCAAAAACCUUGUAUAGAUGUCUAUAUCGGGAGAGCCUUAACCCAUGUUUAGCACAGCAGCUACUCGGACAUCCUUUCAUCUCAUCAAAUCUCAUGUCGCACUCUUUAAGCAACAUCACUUCAGACGAGCUUGACGCUGAAAAAGAUCAAGGGAGAAAACAACAUAGCUGUUAUGAUGGAGACGAGUAUCCUGAUUCGAUGCCUAUAUAUUUCGGCUAUGUAUCGAGAAAAUCAACAGUUCGGAUUGAAUUUGAAGUGUUGCAAAUGGAAAAAGGAGGGUUUGCUUCAGUUUUCAAGGUAACUUUUUAUUACAGAUACUUGUACAGAGAUUUUCAUUUCCAUUAUCAUAUGAAAAACAUUUUGACAUUUAUUUAAUUUACAUUCUACACUCUCGUCAGAGAUAAAUUUGAAUCCAGAAAAGGCAAAAAAAUCGGAGACAUUCAAAACCCCGUUCAUCUAGUUAAAAACGAAUUGAAACUUUGUUGUGUAUUAAACAAAUAGCAAAAAACGAGUGUAAAAAGUAGUAGAAGCAGAAUGAUGUUUUACAUUUUGUAAGCUUUUGUUUAUAACAAACCUGCUCAUUCCACGCCGA